CUUCGUUUGCACACCGAACGGCGUGGGUCUUGUCAGCAAAGUCCGUUGAAAAAAAAUUCGGAAUAUUCUUUUGUUCUAUGAGAAGUUCGCAUUAUUUAAACGUCAUUGAGUUUUAUGUUAUUAUUAUUUUUAAAAUUAUCUCUAUGCUAUUUCGGUUCGCCGUUUACAGAUUCGUUCCGUGUGUGUACUUUUCGUUUCUUCGUCAUUCUUGAGGCCAAAAAAUUAUGUUUUCUAGCGCAAAUGAAGAACCAAGAAGAAAGCGCAAAGGAAUUGCCCUGAGUGUGAAGCUGGACAUUAUCAAGCGCCUCAGAAAUGGGGAACGCAAUAAGGAUAUCGCUGUGGCGCUCAACGUGCCCCCGUCCACCAUCUGCACGAUUUACGGCCAGAGAGAAAAAAUCUUAAAGAUCGCCAAAGCUUCGGCCGCCGCUAGCCGCGACGCCAGCAAGGUCAUCUCCUUCACGAGACAGCCGCUGAUGGAGAAGAUGGAGAACAGACUGCUGGACUGGAUCCACGAGAGCCCGGACCACCCUGACACGUCAGACUUCUUCGUGAUCAGGGACAAGGCGCUGGAGAUCUACAGCGAGCUGAAGACGAAGGCGCUUGAUGAAGGCGACAAAAGCGUCGAUAAGGCACAGUUUAAAGGCAGCCACGGCUGGUACGUUCGUUUCAUGCUGCGGUGGCAGCUCCACAAAGUGAAGACUCCGGAGAAAGACGCUUGCGUCGUCUAUUACGACAUAGAUGCAGAAACGAGCUCUGAAGAAACAAGCGACAUUAAAGACUAUUUUGCUGCGAACUCGACCCAAUCCGUCACCCCGUUAUCCGAAAUCCCCCUCAGCUUGGGCACCAAACUGGCCAUCCUCGCGGAGCUGGACAAAGGCCGGACUGACCAAUUCGUCGCCAAGCUGUUCAGCGUGACCAAGAAGGUCGUCCGCUCCAUCCGUAUGUGCUCCGAGGAGAUCCGGUCUCAGGCGAUGGGUCAGAACCUGCUGAUCGCCGAGGACCGGCACCAGGAGAAAGUGGAGGAGUUCAUCAACGGCUGGAUCCUGACCAACGUGCCGGCCGACAAGCACGUCAGCGCCACGUUCGUCCGGCAGAUGGCCCAGAACAUGUACAAGAGCAUGGCUAAAAUGGCCGGCGAUGACCCCCACAAGUUCAGGGCGUCCAAAGUGUGGCUUGGCCAGUUUGUGGAGAAGUACGGGCUGAGCCACCUCACCUGGAUAGAGGAGAGCACCCCGACUUCCACCCCCCUGCCGCUCGUCGCUGAAACAGAGAUGGCUAAGACUGAUGUAGAACAAGACUGUAAGAUAGUAUCAGCAGUUGAGCCCCAUAAGUGUCUGUAUGAUGUAGGGCUUCCAGAUUACAAAGAUGGGCUCUUGAAGGACAACAUAUGGAAGGACAUUGCUAAUACCCUGGGCUUACCUGCUGAAAUUGUGAAGGCAAGAUGGCAUAAUUUACUAUCAGAUUAUCAAAAGAGUGUGUGGUCAGUAAACAAGAUCCAGGUUUUCAACAAGAUGGCUUUUCUCAAGCCACACCUCAUCCGGGAUGGUGGUGACCAGCCUGUGGCCUCUACAGAGAAGAGCUCCUUCAGCGUCAAGUCAGAGGUAUUGAGCAGUGAUGAGGAGUAUGCUGACACAAUUGAUAUGAACCCUUCAGACAUAGGUCAAGCCAACAUGAGCUUAGCAGAUGCCUAUAAGAGGUCGAGGUUCCCAUUAGUAACUUACGAGGACCACGAUGACAAGGCUGAUAAUGAGGAACUGGACAUGAAGGUCGAGGAGGAGGACUCACUCUUGCCGGACGAUCCUAACAACUCUGCAUCUGUCUCCUCAUUCCAAAUCCCACCCCUUGAAUCAUCAUGUACCGUAAACAAAUCAGUCGGCCCUGCGUCUCGGAAAAAAAAGGCUGAAAAAAAAAUGCUAACCUCUGACAUUAGUGGGGUAGAUCCUGACCUAGAAUAUUUUAAAGGUUUCCUGUCGUUGGUCAAAGAACUGUCAUCUAAAAGGAAACGACAGCUGUUUGCCACUUUUGCACAAGAGCUUUUCAGACAUCUAGAUGAGCAAGAGAAAGAGGAAACAGACUCCACAGAUAUAUGAGACUUACACUGCAUUGAGCGAAUCUACACAACAUCUGUUGUCUUCCACCUUCCACUGGCUUAAACAUUAAAAGUGUAGGAUGAAUUUGUUGGAUUAGUCAUCCCUAUUAUACAGUCGUAAUACAUAUAAUACAAAAUCCAAACAAAUUGAGUCCAAGGAAAUAAAAUGCUGGCAUCACUGUUACUGCAUUACAUGGCCCAUUGAAAACAUUCAGAAUUUUGUAGUGAUCAACUCAUCUCCAAAUAGCAAAGAUAUGAGCAUCAACAUUCCAUUUCUGAUACUGACGGGAUAUUGUGGUCAUAAGGUAGAACACAUGACUUCCAAAAGGCCCCCACAGUUUGAAUCCUGCUGUAAAUACUGUUUCCUUUCCUUUGUAGAAUAUUCUUGAUUCUAUCGAGAUAUAACAGAAAAGCACUCCUUGAAGCAGUUGAGAAAAAAAUAAUGUAAGAGUGGAUCACUGUAUUGACCACAACGACACCCUCAUAAACUUUCAUUCUUUUUCAUUAGGGUCUAGUCUUUCUUUGGUUCACUUAUACAUCUUUACUUGUGAAUGGAAAACUUAACUAACUGGGUAUGGGUCUCUGAGAUUAUAAGUUUUGGGUUAGGUGGUUAGAUCAUUCAUAGGUCAAAGGUCAGGCUGUACCCACCAUAACGUGCACGCUUUAUGAGGUAUUGAUAAAUUAAUUUAAAAAAAAAUUACUUUUCUUGUCUCGUCAACUUUAGAAUAUAAGAAUAAAUAAUUCACCCCAAAAUAUUAAAAAAAAUGAACAUUUCAGUCUUUCUUCCCUCCAACAUCCAAGUCACUUUUAACAAUGUGAAACAAUUAUAAAUUAUUAAUACUUGUUCAUAUUCUGUAUAUAUUAUUAUGUUUAUAAUAAAAUUGAAGUUACUGAUAUUAUG
This is a messenger RNA of Biomphalaria glabrata, 2990 nucleotides long. RefSeq lists its product as uncharacterized. The transcript has 5 exons. The record is from RefSeq and is a predicted model, not a curated record. NCBI's taxonomy places the organism in Eukaryota, Metazoa, Mollusca, Gastropoda, Planorbidae. Gene Ontology annotation, cellular component: nucleus; transcription regulator complex. Bases 225 to 2090 code for a protein of 621 amino acids. Gene Ontology annotation, biological process: regulation of transcription by RNA polymerase II. Gene Ontology annotation, molecular function: DNA binding.